GUCAACAACGUUGACGGUCCCUCAAAAAAUCUUUUCUAUUUCUCUCUCUAUCAAAUUCCACAUUCAAAACACUUGUUUCUUUUAUAUAAAUCUUCUCAAAUCUACCUUCCUCUUUCAAACUUUCUCUCUUUCCACAUUUAAGUUUUUUUCUUUGUGCGUACAAUGCCACAGGGCAAUUUGGAAACCCUUGUUUCCGCCUGUGCCGGCGGCUCUUGCGACAACAAAAUCGUCUGCGAGACUUUAGCAACCGCCGACGGCGAUCCCGACGACCACCACCUCCAUACGGCGGACAAACCAGGCGAAGAAGAAAUCCCGCCGGAUUUCCCGCCAGAAUCGUUUUGGUUAUCCAAAGACGCCGAGCUCGACUGGUUCGAUCGAAACGCUUUCUACGAACGGAAAGAGUCGCAGAAAGGAAACUCGGUUUCGAACUCCACUAAUCUUAACCCUAAUCUCAACUCGAACUCCAAUUCUCAACGCUUUUCGUUGAGGAAAUCGAAAGCUUCGAUCAUCGGAUUACCGAAACCGCAGAAAUCUUGCUUUGUUGAAACAAAGAACAGGAAGAAUUGUAAGCCUGGAAACACUAGAUUGUUUCCUAAAAGGUCCGGCUCGGUUAAAUCGGGUCCGCCCGUUGUUGAACCGGCUUCGCCUAAGGUUUCUUGUAUGGGAAGAGUGAGAUCGAAGCGAGACCGGAAUCGCCGACUAAAAAAGAACCGCCAAAAAUCGGCCGAAGUAGAAACAAUUCAAGAGAAAACGACGAGAAAAAAAGGCGGUUUCUUUUCGGGUUUUCGUGCUAUUUUUCGGUCCAAUAGGAAAGAACGUGAACUGCACGCUCUUCCGGUAGCGCCGUCGCCGCCAAGGAACAGCGACAUUAGGACGCGUUUGCCGCCAGAUGAUCGUGAUGCAAUAUCUAUGGGGCCUGAAAUUGCGGAGAGUGAACCGGUUCCUGAGCCGGUCAGUAUAGGCGGGAUGAAGCGGUUCGCGUCUGGCAGGAGAUCGGAGCCGUUAAUCUGAACCGUGGAAGAAAAGAUUGUUUUUUACACUAGUGGUGGGCCAUAGCUAAAUGGCGUGUGUUGGUCUGCGGUCGUGGUUGGGUAAUUUGUGGGUCCCGCCUAAUGUUUAAAUUUUCUUUGCGGUGACGUGGCAUGAUGAUUAAUGGUUUGGGGGAUGGAAAGCACUUUCGCCAAGUGAAAAAAGCGUUACAUAAGAGCUAAAAAGAUGACCAAAAAGGCUUUGGUUGAUGUUGAUGAGUGCUAAUUUAAGGAAAUUCAUGGGUGAAGUGCCUAAAGUUGGAGAUUGCAUCAUCCGAUCUGUUGUUGAUCAAGGCUUGCCUUUCUACGUUUAAAUAGUCUUCUCUUGUUUCCCAAGUGUUCAAAACCACCAGUCUUUAAUAUUCAAUUUUCUUUAAACUCGUAUUCGCUUGGGGUUGGGUCAUAGUUAAGCAGUCCCUCUGUUUGGUAUUUGUUGACUGCUAAGGUGGAUGGUAUUUGGUACAAUGGCUUAGAAUCUUAACCAUCUUAGUUUCUUAUAGUGUCGUUUUUCACUUA
Molecule: messenger RNA, 1544 nt
Organism: Theobroma umbraticum
Lineage: Eukaryota; Viridiplantae; Streptophyta; Magnoliopsida; Malvales; Malvaceae
Source: RefSeq, a predicted model, not a curated record